Molecule: messenger RNA, 861 nt
Organism: Chinchilla lanigera (long-tailed chinchilla)
Lineage: Eukaryota; Metazoa; Chordata; Mammalia; Rodentia; Chinchillidae
Product: vomeronasal type-1 receptor 4-like
Exons: 1
Coding region: 1-861 (286 amino acids)
Biological process (GO): G protein-coupled receptor signaling pathway
Cellular component (GO): membrane
Molecular function (GO): pheromone receptor activity
Source: RefSeq, a predicted model, not a curated record
AUGAAUCCUGUUGAUUUUAUCCUUGGGCUACUUUUCCCAAUCCAGACUGGGGUUGGGGUGGCAGGGAACACCCUUCUUCUCUCAGUCUAUGCCCCCACAUCCUGUACUGCCCAUGCACCGAGGCCCACGCACCUGAUUCUCACCCACAUGGCUGUGGCCAACUUCUUGGUUCUUCUCUUCAAGGGGAUUCCCCAUACGAUGUUAAUCUGGGGAAUAACACCCAUCCUGGGAAACACGGGAUGCAGACUUGUGUACUAUAUCCACAGAGUGGCCCGGGGCCUUUGUCUCUGCACCACUUGCCUCCUGAGCAACUUCCAGGCCAUCACCAUCAGCCCGAGAUCUGGAAGGAGGAUGGGGCUCAAAGACCAAGCUCGUAAGAACAUCAGUUUCUCCUGUGCUCUGUGUUGGAUCUUCAACUUGCUGAUAAAUACCUUCAUUCCUAUAGAUAUUACGGGCCUGAAACAUACCUACAAUUCCACCAAGGUAUGGAAAUAUAGUCUAUGCUCUUCUAAAAAUUCUGAAACACCUUCAAAAUAUACAUUUCUAUUGACCUUCCCAGAUGUUGUGUUCCUGGGACUCAUGGCUGGGGCCAGUGUCUAUAUGGUGCUUCUCCUAUAUAGACACCAGCAGACAGUAAAGCAUAUUCACACCACCAACAACUCCCACAGAUUCUCCCCUGAGACAAAAGCCACUCAAACCAUUCUGCUUCUAGCAAGCACCUUUGUAUUGUUUUAUUUAAUCAAUUCAUUGAUUACAAUUUACCUUUCAAGUUUUUUAAAACCUCACACCGGGCUGCAGCAUAUCACUACUUUUCUGGCAGCCUGCUAUCCCACCAUCAGCCCACUGAUAUUGAUGCUUUGA